This is a messenger RNA of Lodderomyces margitis, 3888 nucleotides long. RefSeq names its product Ras family guanine nucleotide exchange factor (gene CSC25). The transcript has a single exon. NCBI's taxonomy places the organism in Eukaryota, Fungi, Ascomycota, Pichiomycetes, Serinales, Debaryomycetaceae. The record is from RefSeq and is a predicted model, not a curated record. Gene Ontology annotation, cellular component: plasma membrane. Gene Ontology annotation, biological process: positive regulation of GTPase activity; Ras protein signal transduction. The coding region runs from base 1 to 3888 and encodes 1295 amino acids. Gene Ontology annotation, molecular function: guanyl-nucleotide exchange factor activity; protein binding.
AUGUCAAACGACCCACUAUCUGAUGAAAUAGCUCCGGAUGUGAUACUUCCGAGAGAUAAUCACCUUCGAAAAGGAGACCAACUAAAAUGCAUGGACACGGUUAUUGCAUUGCACGAUUUUCAGGGGUCAAGGGAGUCGCACUUGUCGUUAACCUUGGGGGAUACCGCCUACGUUUUAGCCAAAUCUGUCACUGGUUGGUGGGAUGGCGUAAUUUUUCAAAAUGAUGGCGAGGCUCACCGAGGUUGGUUUCCAAAUACCUAUGUCAGAUCGGUGAAUUAUGUUCAACCGGUGCUCAAAAAGAUGAAGGACAAUAAGGAAUUGGAUUCGAUAACCGCAGCCAACACUGCAGCAAACGUCUUGAUCCCUUCAUUCACUAGUCUUUUGCAGAAAAAUCUCAUUGACUCCGAAAAGAAUUCCUCAUCAAGUGCUACUCGGAAAAAUUCAGUUGUCAGCUUUGCAAGUUCAGAAACGAGUAUUCCUUCCGAUUCGAAAAAUACCCUGCAGCAACCACAAGGAACUAAUAAUGCAAACUCAGGUAGCUCCCCACAGCGUUCAUCAAUUAGUCAAAGUAUGAGUCAGGAAACUCAAACUUCACAAAGCGAUCUGAGCUCGCUCCUGAAACGCCAUCUGUCGUCUGCAACUAAUAUAGAAGAAUUGAGGCUUACAAGUUUAGCGGAAGCAGAGUACUUGGCAGAAGAAUACAGCUCCAGGAAUAAUAAAACUGUGACUUGGCUACCUAGACCCACUACAACGGGGGAUUUUGUCUUUUAUUGUCAGCAAUUGAAUAUCUAUUGCGAAUCGUUGCCGUUGCUAUCUUUUGACCCGUUAGGUUUUCCUCCAAAUUUGGAGUUUCCAGACGCAGCAAACAUUGAAAAUAACACUGCUGUGAAUCUAAAUUUAAUUGGUGCUCGAAAGACGGGCCAUUUACAAGUGCUAAGAGAAAACUCCACCACUCCAUCUUUUGACUCAGCAAAGAGAGACUCAAAUUCUUCCUUGAGCACUCAGAGCACUAAUGCGUCGUAUCAUAAUUUUAGCAAGCCAUUUUUUGCCAUGGAAGGGUUGUUUUACAAACAUGGAUCUGAUGUGACUAAAUGGUCCAUAUUGAAACAGGAAGUGGACUCCUCACUUGAUUUACUAAUGAAAUCACUCCUCAAGCCAAAGAGGGCAAUGUUUGACACUCACUAUCAGAGGUUGAAUAAAUUGAUUGCCAUCAUAUGUGCAUCUUCAAGACUUGAUCUGGAUGAUUACGUCAAUGGUGAGUUUGAAAACAUUCUCAGGCUGACGCUAAAGGCAAUUUGCCAUACCAUGACUAGCAUGUACUUGGAUGGUCUAUUGCAUUUAGCCGAAACUGAAAAUGAAGAGGAUUUACGAGGCGUGGUACAUCUCCAUUCAGCUACCCCAAAAACAGAUGAGUACAAGAUGUACGAAAGUCAGCAGUCAACAUCAUCGGUGACCAUGGAUUCUAAAGUUCCCACCGGGCAUGGUGCAAAAGUGAACUCGACGUUUGAGCGAUUAGAGAAUGAAGUGGGUCUCUUAAGAAAAUACACAAAUUAUUUCAUUGACAUAUUUAUGAAAUUGACAAUGGAUAAAACUGUACAAUCUAGGGACUACGAUUCCUCCGAUGUAUCUGACGGAGAAGGCGAAGAAAGAACAGAUGUUUUACCUCAGACUUAUCCAAGAUUCCUUUUGGGAGAAUUUAAUGGGGGUAAUUGGUGUAAUCCGUUUUUUGCGCCCAAGAAUAACUUUUUGAAUGCUAGCGGAAAUGAGCUCAAAAACAAACACCAUACUAAAGUGUUACUUGAUCAUCAAGUGUUGGAGUCAGUGUCUCUUUACCUGGCCGAAAUGAUUAAACUCAGCGAAGAAGCUUACAAUAUACUUGUAACAUCACCAUCGUCAAUGGGUAGAGGAGGCUCUAUCGAGGAGAGAAACUCGCAAGUUUUGCGACUAAUUUACAAAUUCCUUCAUCAAUCAAGUUCUUUGAUUGACCUUAUGGAAUCCUUUGAUUUCACUGUUUUCUGCUUGGUCAAAACAAACGAAUUCAGAGAAGGCAAAGAGCUCACAAAGAUCAGCAAGUCGUUUAAUGCAUUGUCUUUGGAAGGAAAUCACCAUAGCACUGACCUCAAUUUAAUGUUUGAUUAUCCCAUUGUGUUGGACUUUUUCCAGUUCAAACAGGAGUUUCACAUAUUGGUUCUGCAUAUCAUUAUGGCUACUCAAGCAUUGGCGAUUAACAAGGUUGGACCUUUGUACAAAGACUUGGAUAAUGAAGACCCUUUAUUCUACGAUAAGAAUAUUUUGAAAAAUGACAAUGAGAAAACAGCUAUGCUAUUGUCAACUGUCCUUCUUACCCGAAUAGAAAAAACUGACAGUGAUGAGGACAUUGAUUCCGAGCAAGUAUUGGCUGGACUUUUGCAAGAUAGUAUUGGUGCAUGUACUAGUGUUGUUGAGAUAUCGCAAAAGUUGAUUGAAGAAAGGGAGACGAUAUUGAACUAUGCCACUCGAGUCAUGCACAAUGAGUUUGAUGUACAGUUGUUGCUAAUGGAGAGAAACAAUACAUUGUCUUCUGAGAAGCAGGAGGAACACUCUUAUUACAGUGGUAGCCAAGUCAAUGCGAAGGAUGUCCCUUGGUACCUCCAUGGUGACCACGAAAGUGAUUUGCUAUUGGACGUUAAAGGAAACAUCAAGGGGGGCACCAAGGAGGCCCUAGUAGCCCAUUUGACACACCACGAUAUGUUUGACAGUCAAUUCAACACGGCCUUUUUGUUGACUUUUGCCACCAUGAUGCCGUUGGGCGAGUUGAUUAGACUUUUGAUUGACCGAUUUGAUAUUGACCCUCCAGAAGGCUUGGGGUUUGAAGAGUAUAACAACUGGAUUGUGCGCAAGCAAAAUCCAAUUCGACUUCGUGUGAUGAAUAUUAUGAAAUUGUUGAUUGAGAAGAACUGGUCGCCGUCGUAUUUCAACGAGUCAGCGGUCAAGAGAUGGUUAAGCUUUUCUGAAUCUGAGGCAGUUCAAUCCUUUUCCAUUGGGCGGUUGUUAUCAAAUGAACUAAAGAACCUUUUAGCGGGAAAGAUAUAUACUGUUGAAAGAAGUCCUGUGGUACCUAAUACGAAGCCACCAGCGCCGUUGACAAAGGCUUCAACGUUUGUGAAAAAGACGAAAUUACUAGACAUUGAUUAUGUUGAGCUUGCAAGACAAUUAACCUUGAGGGAGUUUAGAAUGUAUUGUGACAUAUCCAAGUUUUCUUGUUUGGCCAAAGUAUGGGGUAAGAAAUCAGGGUUGAAUGAGAGUAUUGAGAGCAUUACCAAAUUUAUAAGGUAUUCGAAUCAAUUGACAAACUUUGUUGCCUAUAUGAUUUUGAGGAAAUCCGAUGCCAAGAAACGAGUGCAAAUAAUUCGUUAUUUUAUUCAAGUGGCAGAAAAGUGUCGUCAGUACAAUAAUUUCUCAUCGAUGACGGCCAUCAUUUCGGCACUUUACUCAUCACCAAUUCACCGAUUGAAAAAGACUUGGAAUUUUGCUAGUCCUGAUUCAUUGACGUUGCUUAAAAACAUGAACAAAUUGAUGAAUUCAAGUCGUAAUUUUAAUGAGUAUCGUGAUGUUUUGAAAUUUAUUGGAUCAGAACCGUGUGUUCCAUUCUUUGGAGUGUUUUUAUCCGAUUUGACAUUUGUAUUUCAUGGUAAUCCCGAUUUCUUGCUUAAUCGAACAAGAAUGAUUAAUUUUGCCAAGAGAACAAAGACGUGUGAUAUUGUUUCUGGGAUUGAUAGAUUUAAGAAUGCUGGUUACAAUUUUCUUGAAGUGAGUGAGGUUCAAAAGUAUCUUGAUACGUGGUUUGAGAAAUGUCCUUCAAUUGAGGAGCAGUAUCAGUUGUCGUUGGCGUUGGAGAAGAAGAACUAG